Dothidotthia symphoricarpi CBS 119687 is the source of this 1736-nucleotide messenger RNA. RefSeq names its product glycerol-3-phosphate dehydrogenase-like protein. Gene Ontology annotation, molecular function: glycerol-3-phosphate dehydrogenase [NAD(P)+] activity; NAD binding. Bases 385 to 1620 code for a protein of 411 amino acids. The record is from RefSeq and is a predicted model, not a curated record. The transcript has 3 exons. Lineage: Eukaryota; Fungi; Ascomycota; Dothideomycetes; Pleosporales; Dothidotthiaceae. Gene Ontology annotation, cellular component: glycerol-3-phosphate dehydrogenase (FAD) complex; cytosol; nucleus. Gene Ontology annotation, biological process: glycerol-3-phosphate catabolic process; carbohydrate metabolic process.
CCGACUCUCACAAGCCGACGCAGCUGUUGACCGCCUUGCAUUCAACAAUUACCUUUUACGAAGCUUCUCCAUUCUGAGCACUGAGCACUGAGCACUACUGUCACUCCGACCCCCCGACUCGCCGUCGUCAGUCAAAGCAAAGGCAUCCGCCGUCGCCGCAUCACAGGCAGCCGAGGCCCUUCCAUUUUCAGUCAAGACAGAACUCGCGACCUAUAUAAGCUGGCGCUCUUCAAGUCUUUUUCACGGCCAUUGUCGUCAACGUCAUACAUACCAACAAACUGCGUCAGAGCUUCUAGCCGUCCACUGUUUUUCACGCGCCCAACAGCGUCGAGCCUCAACCCACGUACCAAAAGAUCGAUAGCAAGAGCAAUCGCUUGGAGAACAAUGGCGACUCUCAGUGCUCAGCGCAAGCACAAGGUGACGGUUGUGGGCUCAGGUAACUGGGGCACCACAAUGGCCAAACUUGUAGCGGAGAACGUGAAGGAGCACACAUCGCUCUUCGAAGAGACUGUGCAAAUGUGGGUUCAUGAGGAGGAGGUCACUCUUCCGAAGGAGUCGAAGCACUACAGUGGCUCAGACAAGCCCGAAAAGCUAUCGCAGCUCAUCAACAAAGUGCACGAGAACGUCAAAUACCUCCCGAAUAUUACGCUGCCUCCAAACGUCGUCGCCAACCCUGACCUACCCGCCUCCUGCAAGGAUUCUACAAUCCUUAUUUUCGUACUUCCACAUCAGUUCACCGCCCGGUCUUGCGAGCAACUGGUUGGCAAGAUCCUCCCAUACGCUCGAGCUAUCUGCUGCACAAAGGGUGUAGACGUCGGCGAGAAAGGCAUUCGUCUCAUGUCGGAAACGAUCGGCAUGAGCCUGAACAUCUACUGUGGUGCUUUGUCGGGAGCAAACAUUGCAUCGGAGAUUGCGCAGGAGAAGUACUCUGAGACAACAGUCGCAUAUGACCCACCACCUAUGGACUCCCGCAACCCCACACCUAGCGGUUCGCCAAACGCGUCGCAAGUCGAUCUCAUCGCGCCCAGCAAAGCCGUUCCUGGGCCUCGAUCGACACGUCUUACCCCUCUUCCUACCGAGUAUCCGCAUCUCUCGCACGACAAUAUUCGAAAGCUCUUUCAUCGACCAUACUUCCAUGUCCACCUGGUCAACGAUGUCGCGGGUGUUUCCCUCGGAGGAGCGCUGAAGAACAUCAUUGCUCUUGCAGCAGGCUUCGUGGACGGUCUAGGCUGGGGUGACAACGCGAAAGCAGCCGUUAUGCGCGUCGGCAUCCUCGAGAUGGUCAAGUUUGGCAAGGCCUUCUUCGGGGAGAGUGCUCGCGCAAGCACUUUUACCGAGGAGAGCUGCGGUGUCGCCGAUGUUAUCACAUCGUGCAUGGGAGGCCGCAAUUUCCGCUGCGCGAAGAUGGCCGUUGAACGCGGAGAGUCGAUUGCUGAAAUUGAGGAGAAGGAGCUCAAUGGCCAGAAGCUGCAGGGCACCAGCACCGCGCUCGAAGUCAACGCGUUCCUGAAGUCGCAGGGCAUGGAGGCCGACUUCCCCCUGUUCACUGCCGUGUACAACAUCCUUGAGGGCAACGCUAAACCUGAAGAUAUCCCCGAGCUCAUCGAGCCCAAGCAUUAGAUGCGAGUGCGAUUUGGAGGGUCGGCCGUGCGGAUGCACGAUGCCACGGAAUAGACUAUGGGCGUAAGGUUAGAGAUAUAGACUUACUUGAUUACAAUUCAACCACAAAUGAUGCG